Molecule: messenger RNA, 2908 nt
Organism: Aricia agestis (brown argus)
Lineage: Eukaryota; Metazoa; Arthropoda; Insecta; Lepidoptera; Lycaenidae
Gene: TBC1D23
Product: TBC1 domain family member 23
Exons: 2
Coding region: 290-2305 (671 amino acids)
Biological process (GO): retrograde transport, endosome to Golgi
Cellular component (GO): trans-Golgi network
Source: RefSeq, a predicted model, not a curated record
UCGCGAUUCGCGAAAGUGGAAAUUGAAAUUGAGAAUUUUAUUCAUUGAUAAUAAUAUUAUUAUUAUCUACACGGUGAUCUGCAGUAUUAAUUUUAUUAAAAAAAUUAAAUUCUGUGAGCUACGAAGGUGGUUCGAACAACAUAAUGUACUUGUUGAAAAUAUGAUAAAAUAAAAGUUAGUGCGUUAGUUUCAUCACUAUAAACUUUAUGCCAUGUUGGUAAUCGUCGUGAAGUAGUGCUUGCGCCGAUAGUAAAUUGUAUAUAUUAUAAGAAUAUAACAGAAGACUACAAUGGAGGAGGAAGACAGUACCUGGUUAAUAGAGCUAGAGUCAGCGCUGCUAGAUGGGUGCACACCACAAGAGAUAAACACAAUAACCAAGGGCAAGAAGAUUCCAGAGAGUCUCAGGCCCGAUGUCUGGCUGGUGUGUCUGAACUGUCAAGAUGCCAGUAACCAGCUGCUCGCCUUUGAUGAGAUCUUUGACCUACCAAACCAGAAUAUAUUGAGAGACGAUGUAAAAAAAUUCGUAACCAAAUUAGACAAUGAUGACGAUGAAAAGUUGUCUGUUAUAUCCGACAUAGAGUCAAUAAUAACAUUCUACUGUAAAUCUAAAUUGAUGAACUACUCCUCCAACAACGGCUGGAUAGAAAUCUUGUUCCCCCUUUUGAGCCUCAAACUACCUAGGGCCGAUACCUACAAUCUAUUCGAGAAGAUCCAAAAACUUUAUAUUCCCUGCGGUUGCGUGGCCAACGGUGUUCCCUUUCACAUCCUGAGAUUGGUCCUCCAGUACCACGAUCCCGAGCUGUGUUCAUUUCUGGACACCAAGAGGAUAACUCCAGAGAUGUACUGCAUGCCGUGGUUGAGGUCCCUGUUCGCCGGGACCUGCAACCUGGAAGUGGUCCUGUUCAUGUGGGACCUGUAUUUUCAGAGGUCUGACCCGUUCUUUAUAUUCUUUCUGAGCCUGAUCAUGAUCAUAAAUGCGCGGGAGCAGCUGCUGCAGAUGAAGGACGCGGACAAAACGACCAUCAUCCACAAGAUAAGCACGAUGCCCGGCGACCUGGACGCCAACGACGUGUCGGAUUUCUGCUCGCUGGCGCACUACUACUCGCUGAAGACGCCGGCGUCGUUCCGCGAGGACGUGGCGGACGUGCUGUUCUCCGACAGCGGCGAAGACGUCACCGCCAAGCUGUACGCCGGCGCGCUGUGCCUGCCCGUCGCCGUGCACGAGCUCAUCGCCGGUGCCACCGCUGACCCCGCCGACUCCGACGUCGUCAAGUUCUUCCUGGUGGACUGUCGGCCCGCGCCGCAGUACCGCGCCGGCCACCUCGCCACCGCCUUCCACCUCGACUGCGACCUCAUGCUGCAGGAGCCCAGCGCCUUCGACACGGCCGUGCAGGGCCUGCUCAACGCGCAGCGCCAGGCGCUCGCCGCCGGCUCCGCGGCCGCCGGCGACCACCUGUGCUUCGUCAGCUCCGGCCGCGCCGAGGAAGAGCCCUCCGCGCACAUGGUCGUCGCCGCAUUCCUCAAGCGCGCCGUGCGCCGCGUCUCCGCGCUCGACGGUGGCUUCGCGGCCAUCCACGACUACUUCGGCCCGCACAUGGUCGAGUGCCUCGAGGACCACGACCCCGCCGCGUGCCUCGUGUGCGCGCCCGCCGCGCCCGGCGCCGCCGAGCCGCGGCCCGCGCGCCGCCCCGACCUGUCCGCCGUGCGGCUGUUCGGGAAGGUGUCGUCCGCCAUGCGCGCCAAGGGGCAGGAGGUGCGCGGCAAGCUGAUCGAGUACAUCGUGAACCCGGCGGGCGGCGGGGGCGCGGGCGGCGGGGAGUGGCACGUGUCGGCGGCUGCGGGGGCAGCGGGGGCGCGCGCGCGGCGCUACCGGGACGUGCCGCCGGUGUUCAGCAUCACGGACGAGGAGGAGGGCCCGCCGGCGGCGCCCGCCGCGCCCGACCCGCCCGCCGACUUGCGCGAGCUGCUGGGCGCGCCCGACGUGGUGGCGGCGUUCGCGUGCCGCGAGGUGCUGGCGGACGGCAACAUGCACGACGCGCACCUGGUAGUGACGCGUGCGGCGUUGCUGGUGCUGCGGCACGCGGGCGGCGGACGCGCGCGCGUCGUGUCGCGCCGCCCGCUGGCGACGGUGGUCAAGAUCACGGCGAAGAAGCGGCACCCGGAGCUGAUCACGUUCAAGUACGGCGUGCCGGCGGGUGACGAGCUGCUGGUGCGCGACAUGGACCGCUUCCUCAUCCCGGACGCCGCCGCCGCCACGCGCCUCGUCUCCAACCAGAUCGUGCAGCAGCUGGACAAUACGCAGUAGCGCGCCGCCUGCGAGUGGUGCAUCAUUUAUUUCGGUUCCUUGAAUUUAUACUCGUAUUUCGUUCGACAUUUUGGAUACUACAAUUUAAAAUUAUAUUUCGUCCCGAACAUCGACACUCUGUCCCUGUAUUUCUGCCGGGUCUCGCGAGUCCGGAUCCCUAUUUAACGUUUUUUCUACACGUCGUUUGCACAUAGUUCUAAAAAAUUAUUACAUAGUUCUAAAGAAUUAUUUUCCCCGGAACUGGAGGCUUCUAUAGAUUAUUUAACGAGUAAAUUAUUGUGCUGUACUAUAAUAUUGUCCAUUAAGUUAAGUAUUUAUAGUUUGAUACUGUCGUAGUAGUGAACAUGUUGGGACUUGGGACCGAUCCUGUUGCUUACGAUCCUCAGUGAACUCGAGUCAUGCAGGCAUGCGGCUUGCGGCGCGGGCGGCGUGCGGUGAGCGCGUCGGGUUUCACACUGAAGGCCUAAACUUAGCACCGUGCUCCAUACAUAUCUAGAUAUCUCAGAUGAUCGCCACUAAAGUAUACUCGGUGGUUUGUUAUGAUUUACUUUUCGGUAGUUUGACCUACCGAGCAGCAGGUACUGCGAUGUGACAUCACAGUAU